Pyricularia oryzae 70-15 is the source of this 186-nucleotide messenger RNA. RefSeq lists its product as uncharacterized. Bases 1 to 186 code for a protein of 61 amino acids. The transcript is spliced from 2 exons. The record is from RefSeq and is a predicted model, not a curated record. Lineage: Eukaryota; Fungi; Ascomycota; Sordariomycetes; Magnaporthales; Pyriculariaceae.
AUGGAGUACAAGCCCCUUGAGACCACCCCCCAGGUAUUUUGGGGCCCCCACGCGCUGCCCAAGGGACCCAAAAUGUGGGCAGGGGUGGGGAGUAUACCCUUGUCUUUCCGUGACGGGUACCACAGGAAAGACUCCCUUCAAGCACACCGAGCCCAGGGCCAGCCCGACCACAAUACCGUAUCGUAG